ACAACUAUCAUCUGUGGCGCGCACGUGUUUUUACUUUUGAACGGCACAAAUGUUUACAAAUUAAAUAUUACCAAAACUCUCACAAAAUGCCUGCAACAAUACACAACGACUUGCUGGUGUACAAAGGCAGUAACUUCUUUAGGCAAAGACUGUUAUUGGCUACACUGAGUGGUCGUGCAAUUAAAAUAGAAGAUAUAAGAAGUACGCAUGAUGACCCGGGUCUGCGAGAGUAUGAAGUGAGCUUAAUCCGGUUGUUGGACAAGGUGACGAAUGGAACGAGGGUGGAGCUGAGUCAGACGGGUACCUCGGUGUACUACCAGCCUGGUAUACUGGUGGGAGGGCAAGUUACACACAACUGUAGUACACAGCGGGGUAUAGGUUAUUAUCUAGAAAUCUUACUGGCCCUGGGUCCCUUCUGCAAGGAACCAAUGAAUGCAGUGCUGCAAGGCGUCACACACAGUGCUCUCGAUGUGUCAGUUGACAAGAUAAAGGCAGCAGCAUUACCACUGUUACUAAAGUUCAUAUUGGUUGAUGAUGGACUGGAACUAAAAGUUGUCAGAAGAGGUGCUCCCCCUCUUGGUGGAGGUGAAGUAGUUUUCAAGUGCCCAGUACGGAGGCAUUUACGACCUCUGCAGUGGACUAAAUGGGGCCGUGUGAAGAGGAUACGAGGAGUUGUGUAUGCAUUGCGUGUGUCACCUACAAUGGCUAACAGAGUGGUUGAUGCAGCUAAAGGGGUGAUGUUGAACUUCAUCCCAGAUGUGUACAUCAACACAGACCAGUGCCGCGGCUCCAACGCCGGCAAGAGUCCCGGCUUCGGUGUCAGCCUGGUUGCCGAGACUGAUGACAAGACAUUCUAUUGUGCUGAGGCUAAAUCAACAGUCGCUGGCGCCGGUGAGAUCACACUACCUGAGGACCUGGGCCGGGAGUGCGCUCAGCGCUUGCUGGAUGAGAUCUACCGCGGCGGCGCCGUCGACUCCUGCUUCCAGUGGCUGCUCGCGCUCUGGAUGGCGCUCGGACAGAAGGAUGUCAGCGAAUGCAUUGUGGGUCCCCUAUCAGACUACACGAUAACUUUCCUGCAACAUCUGAAAGAGUUCUUUGGCGUGAUGUUCAAGCUGGAAGUGCAACGCUCAGGGUCUGAUGAUGAAGACUCUGAUGACGAGGGCGUCACACCCGCCAGCAAGAUUAAAAUGACGUGCGUCGGUAUAGGUUACGUUAAUAUUAGCAAGAGGACUCUGUAAAUAUAGUUUUUAAGAUAGAA
Trichoplusia ni (cabbage looper) is the source of this 1258-nucleotide messenger RNA. It is a transcript of the gene Rtc1, whose product is annotated as RNA 3'-terminal phosphate cyclase-like protein. The transcript is spliced from 6 exons. Gene Ontology annotation, molecular function: RNA endonuclease activity. Gene Ontology annotation, cellular component: nucleolus. The coding region runs from base 87 to 1238 and encodes 383 amino acids. The record is from RefSeq and is a predicted model, not a curated record. Lineage: Eukaryota; Metazoa; Arthropoda; Insecta; Lepidoptera; Noctuidae. Gene Ontology annotation, biological process: endonucleolytic cleavage of tricistronic rRNA transcript (SSU-rRNA, 5.8S rRNA, LSU-rRNA); ribosome biogenesis.